This is a messenger RNA of Geodia barretti, 1683 nucleotides long. NCBI's taxonomy places the organism in Eukaryota, Metazoa, Porifera, Demospongiae, Tetractinellida, Geodiidae. The record is from the annotation of a GenBank genome assembly.
AUGCUUGUAAAAGACACCAUAGGGUUGGCGAUCUCCGAAGCCCUGAAACGAGCCCACCAAGACGGAAUCCUCAGCAUUGACACUGUCCCGGACAUCGAGGUCGAUCGACCGAAUAAUCCGGACCACGGUGAUUUUGCGACCAACCUUCCGUUGCGUCUGGCCAGGGCAGCACGCACCAAUCCGCUGCAGUUGGCCGAGGCUAUUGCAGAACGCGUGGAGGUCGGCCCCGAGAUUGCCAGCGUGUCUCCGGCUGCUCCCGGGUUUAUCAACUUCAAGCUGAGUGACGGAUGGCUGCAGCGUCAGGUGGAGUUGGUACGCGAGGAGGGGAGCAACUUUGGGGCUACCGACAUUGGCGGCGGCCAGAAGGUUAUGGUCGAAUUCGUCAGCGUCAACCCGACGGGUCCGGUCCACGUGGGUCACGCUCGCGGAGCGGUGCUGGGGAGCGCCCUGGCGAACGCCCUGGAAGCGGCGGGGUUUGCCGUAACUCGAGAGUAUUACAUCAAUGAUGCAGGGUCUCAGAUGGAGGCGUUCUACCGCUCGGUUUGGGCCAGAUACCAGCAGGCAUUGGGCAGAGAAGCUGCGAUGCCGGACAACGGGUAUCAGGGUGAUUACAUCCACGACAUCGCGGGCGAAAUUAUUGGAACGGAAGGUCCCCGGUUUCUGGAACUGAGCGAAUUGGCGGCGAUACGUGAGAUCGGCGAUCUGGCCCGCGAACAGAUGGUAAGCGUAAUACGGGAUGAUCUCGGCGCCAUCGGCGUAACGUUCGACAACUGGUUCAGCGAACGCUGGCUGUAUCAGCAAGGCGAUUACGAAAACGCCAUCGCAAAGUUGCGUGAAGGCGGCCACCUGGCUGAGCGCAGCGGCGCCCUGUGGUUUAAUUCGACGGCUCUCGGUGAUGACCGCGACAACGUGGUGGUGCGCUCAUCGGGGGAACCCACGUAUUUCGCAUCCGACAUUGCCUACCAUUUCAACAAAUUCGACGGCCGCGGCUUCCAACGGGUGAUCGAUAUCUGGGGGGCCGACCACCAGGGACACGUGCCGCGGAUGAAAGCCGCGGUGUCUGCUCUGGGCAUGGAGCCCGAAAAUCUAACCGUCCUGAUUUCGCAAAUGGUGACGCUGAGACGUGGGGACGAAACCGUGCGCGCAUCCAAACGCACCGGGGAUUUUGUAACCUUGCGGGACCUGGUAGAUGAAGUAGGAGUGGACGCCUGCCGGUAUUUCUUCCUGGCUCGCGCCGCUUCCACGCAGAUGGAAUUCGACCUGGAGCUGGCGACUCGCGAAUCAGCUGAGAAUCCGGUUUAUUACGUACAGUAUGCCCACGCCCGCAACGCCAGCAUUCUCAAACUGGCGGCAGAUCGCGCCAUAGACUUUACUGAAGGCAACGUCGGUCUGCUGUGUGAUCCACAUGAGUUGCACUUGAUCCGGACCAUGUUGAGGCUGCCGGAGCUCGUGGUUCAGAUCGCCGAAAAUCUGGAGCCGCAUCACUUGCCGCAUUACGCAAUGGAGUUGGCGACCGCGUUCCACCAUUUUUACGAGAAUUGUCGCGUGAUUUCGGCCAAUCCUGAAGACAAUGAGACCACGUUGGCGCGCCUGAAACUGGUGGCUGCGGCCCAGGUGGUGUUUCACCGGACCCUGACCCUGAUGGGAAUGUCUGCGCCGGACCGAAUGGAUCGAACCCAGUAG